Durusdinium trenchii is the source of this 1062-nucleotide messenger RNA. The record is from the annotation of a GenBank genome assembly. Lineage: Eukaryota; Dinophyceae; Suessiales; Symbiodiniaceae.
AUGGAGGUGAAAGUGGAUCCUCACGAGGUCAUGAGCGCAGAGGAACAGGACCUGCGAGAGGCCCUGAAGGCCGCCUUCGCGCGGCUCAAGGUCGCCGCCGCGAGGUGGAGCGAAGAUGGAGAAGAUGACCAUGGCGCCUCCUGCGUGCAUUGUUUUCGGAGAUUCUCACCCAGCUGCGCGCCGGGGCGGCUCUACUUGAGGGACAGCUUGACCGCGCCGUGGCCCUCAGUGAAGUUGCUUCGGACCAACGGUCAGGUGGUCUGGCGGCCUGAAUGGUGUCUUCCGCAUUUCCAAGGGCCUGGCUCCUGGGAGGAGGGCGCCUCGAUGGGCGGUCUCUUCAGCUGGGCGCUGGAACCGGGCCACGUGAACUUCGGCGAGGGCUUUGAGGUGAACCUGCGCGACGAGCCCGGGCCUGACAGUCCGGACCUCGAGGAGGAUCGCUUGCCCAACGACUUCCUCUUGAGCUUCCGGCGUGGCCAUUCCGAAUGGCACUUCAGCGCGGGCAGCCGUGGCAGGCCGGGAGUUCAGAAGGUGGUGGCCGAUGAGACCUUUGGGACGGUGGGGCAGCGGCACAUGUUUUGGGCCGCCUGCCUUGAAGGGAGCGAUGGAAAGCACUACGUCAUCGUGGGCACCGUGCCGGGGCUCUUGUCGGAUCACUUCUUCGUCGCGAAGGUGGUCCGUCCUCGACCACUGACUCACCUGGGCUUCUCCUUCCUCCCUGGUGCAGGACCAUCGGCCGGUUUAGAGCCUCUGUGGAUCGAGAGCAUCACCAUCUAUCCGCACGGCUUGUCGGGGGAGCUGCCCUUCGUCUCCCAUCGCUACCUGGAGGUGGUCAAGGAAGAUGAACUGGAGGUCGAAACGGACGAUGGGGGGAGUCGCAGUCGGACGGGUCUGUUGCAUUCUGCUGAGCAGGGACGCGUGCCCGUUUUCCGGAAGCAGGGAAGCUCACCCUUGUUUUGCUGGAAGAACAGACCUGCCAGUGACAUCCGUUUCAGCACGACACUGGCUACAUCUGCGGUAGUCCGAAAACCACCCUCCCUGGUGACUGUGUUGAAGGAAUAA